AUAUUGUGGUUAAUUAAGAAAAAUGAAGUGAAAAAAAAAAAGUUAACUAGAGUUGGGGUUUGUUAAAAGGUUUAGAGUGUGUUAGUAAACAAGAGAAAUAUAAUUAAGGGCGUUCAAUAGCUUUUUUGUAAUUAAUUUGCUUUUAACAGUCAAGAACAUAAUACAAAGAAAGCUACCCCUUAUACACAGAAGAAUCAAAACUAGUACAUACUGAUCAAGAACUCUCUCUCUCUCUCCUCAUCUCUUUCUCUCUCCUCUCUCUCUCACACACAAAAACACACACACAGAGAAAAACUGUGUACAUGGUGUGCUUAAAUUAGCCAAAGAAUUAAAGGUAGGGAUAUAUAGGGUACCCCUUUUCCUUUAUCUCACUACUCCCCCUUCAGUUAAAGCUACCGGAAUUCCUUCUGUUUUUUUCCAUGGUUAAAGCAGGUUUUAUUUAUACCCCUCUCUCUCUCUCUCUCUCUCUCUCUCUCUCUCUCUCUCUCUCUCUCUCUCUCUAUAGUUCUUGAAGAUUAUCUAUUUGUGUGAUUCUUUUAAAGAAAUAAAUUCUGGGUUAUUUAAAAGAUUGAAUUUUUAUUUGAGGGUUUUACUGUAUAUUUAAUUUAUUCCAAGAAUUUCUUUUUCUUGAUCGAUCAUGCACUGUAUACUAUAUUUGCAUAUCAGUACUGCCGAAUCUUGAUUUUGGUCUUCUUCUUUAAUUUUAUGCUUUCCGAUCCCAACUACAUAUGAUACACAAAUUAUUUAUUUUUUGAUCAUUUUAUUAAUUCCAGAAAGUGUGUGUACAUAUAUAUAAUAUAUAUACCUAGAUGAUUGAUCAAGGGCCUGUUUGGCUUCUUGGUGUAUAUAGAUGAGAAUUUGAAAUUAGGACAACAAGAAUCUGGGAUUAAGGUUUUCUUUGCAUCCUUAAUUAAUCUUUUGUUUUUUUUAUGCGGCGGCGAUCGAUAUAUAUAUACAUAUAGAGGCGUACAUACGAAGGAAGAAAAAAAGGAGUUUAUUAAUAAUUUGUUCGAGAAAUGAAUAAGAGUAAUCAGCUGGGAUCUGUGAGCAGUUCUGAUCUCAUAGAUGCAAAGCUUGAAGAGCAUCAAUUAUGCGGAUCCAAACACUGCCCUGGUUGCGGUCACAAACUCGAAGGAAAACCGGAUUGGGUAGGUUUACCGGCGGGAGUGAAAUUCGAUCCGACGGACCAAGAGUUGAUAGAGCACCUAGAAGCGAAAGUCGAAGGCAAAGAAUCGAAAUCGAAAUCUCAUCCGUUGAUCGAUGAAUUCAUCCCCACCAUUGAAGGUGAAGAUGGGAUUUGCUACACUCAUCCUGAAAAACUCCCAGGAGUAACGAGGGAUGGAUUGAGCAGGCAUUUUUUCCACCGGCCGUCGAAAGCAUACACCACCGGCACAAGGAAGCGGAGAAAAAUCCAGACGGAAUGCGACCUCCAAGGCGGCGAGACACGGUGGCACAAGACCGGAAAAACCAGGCCGGUGAUGGUCAACGGCAAGCAGAAAGGCUGCAAGAAAAUCCUCGUCCUCUACACCAACUUCGGCAAAAAUCGAAAACCCGAAAAAACCAAUUGGGUUAUGCACCAGUACCACCUCGGCCAGCACGAAGAGGAGAGAGAAGGCGAGCUCGUCGUCUCCAAAAUCUUCUACCAGACCCAGCCCCGCCAGUGCAACUGGUCCUCCUCCGACCGCGGCGCCGCCGCCGCCUCCGCCGCCGGAGAGGGAAAUAGCACCGACCGUCCUAGGGACACCGGCGGCGGUUCUAAUUCUAAGGAAAUUGUCAUCGCACAGAGAGAUGAUUUCUCGGCCGCCGCCGCCGCCGUCAAUAUUGGUGGUGGUCCGGCGGCCAUUCAGGGUUUCGGCGGUAUUGAUAUCCGCCAACUGAAAGCUGAUCAGUUCAGCUUUCUUCCCUUCAGAAAAUCAUUCGAUGAGGCGGGGGGGAAUAUUGGGGAGGCUUCAAUAGCAAGGGAAGUGGUGGGAGGAGGGGGCACGUGCGAAGAGCGUGAGAUGGGACAGCAUCACGUGACGAGUGAGCAUGAAAUGGGACAGCAUCACGUGACCCACGAUCCACGUCAGCAUCACCAGCACCAGCACCACCAUCAUCAAAUUGCAGCAGCAGCGGCGUAUCACAUAAGCAGACCGUCGCACUCGAUCUCCGCCAUAAUAGCGCCACCACUACACCACCACACAUCCUCCAUUAAUAUUCUUGACCAAGAUCACUCCUUCAAUGUGGGACCCACUAUUAUGCUCCCUAAUGAAAAUUUCCAGCAACAACAUCAGCAGCAACAACAUCAUAAACUCGGAGGAAGAUCUGCGUCUGGAUUGGAAGAACUAAUCAUGGGAUGCACAUCAAAUAAUGAUAUCAAAGAAGAAUCAUCAAUGGCGGGAAACCCUCAGGAAGCAGAAUGGUUGAAGUACUCGAAUUUCUGGCCCGACCCGGACAACCCGGAUCAUCAUGGAUAGCAAACACAAACCGUACUGUACAGCACAAGAUCAGAUUAUUCAGACAGUACUUCCACACACACAAAAAUCAACACUACCUUUUUUAAUCAUUGCCCAGUUCAAGAAGCCUUUGCUCAACUUGUUUUCUUCUCCAAAAAAAAAACUAAGUGCUGAGGGGACCAUUUGAUCAUCAAAUAUAUUUUUUCGUUUUU
Molecule: messenger RNA, 2647 nt
Organism: Erythranthe guttata (spotted monkey flower)
Lineage: Eukaryota; Viridiplantae; Streptophyta; Magnoliopsida; Lamiales; Phrymaceae
Gene: NAC075
Product: NAC domain containing protein 75
Biological process (GO): regulation of DNA-templated transcription
Cellular component (GO): nucleus
Molecular function (GO): transcription cis-regulatory region binding; DNA-binding transcription factor activity
Source: RefSeq, a predicted model, not a curated record